AUGUGCUGCUCAGCAGACUGCUUCCUUGCCAUUAUUGCCGUUCUCUUUCCUCCUAUAGCUGUAUGGGUAAAAGUUGGCAUCUGCUCUGCCGACUCCCUCAUCAACAUCGCCCUCCUCAUUCUCGGCUACAUCCCCGGCCUGCUGCAUGCCUGGUACAUAAUCCUACAGUACCCUGAGAACGAGGACUAUCCGGCCGGCUACCAACCCAUUGUAGGCGCAAAUGGAUGUCAUCCUGACACCGAGGCCGGAAGAGUGACAUACUACUACGUAUCGCAUCAACCACCAAUCCAUCAUUCCGGCUGUCAUCCUCAUCCCCAGAGAUCGUAUGGAACUACACAGCCGCCUGUCGUCAACACAGCAACGAGACCAGUACCGCAGUCGACAUCCAAUAAUCACCAGGCUGGCACCAACGGAGCUCCUGGGGAGGUUGCAACUGGGGAAGGGUGCAGCGGCAAUCGGAUCCAAGGACCACCCACGUACGCGGAGGCCGUGAAGGGGGAUUAUAAGAUACAAACUCAAGACUGA
Messenger RNA from Paracoccidioides brasiliensis Pb18, 525 nucleotides. RefSeq lists its product as uncharacterized. The record is from RefSeq and is a predicted model, not a curated record. The coding region runs from base 1 to 525 and encodes 174 amino acids. The transcript is spliced from 2 exons. Gene Ontology annotation, molecular function: ubiquitin protein ligase binding. Gene Ontology annotation, biological process: endosome transport via multivesicular body sorting pathway. Gene Ontology annotation, cellular component: fungal-type vacuole lumen; fungal-type vacuole membrane.